AGACGUCCAUUUUUUUCCUCUUUCUCUCUCCAACUUGCAAAACCCUAGCCGCCACCUCUCACCAGAAAGUCUAAACCCUUCCCUAACUUAGCAGAAGCCAAAAGCUUUGCCGAAUCUGUUUCUCAGUACCACAGUAGUUCAGAGAUGUCGAACCUAGACAAGUCUCUUGAUGAUAUCAUAAAGAUGAACAAGAACUCCGGAGGAUCUAACCCUAGGGGCAGAGCUCGAAACUCAGGACCAGGACCGUCACGUCGAUUCCAAAAUCGCACAACAAAUCGAAUGGCACCGUAUCCAACUGCAGACGUUCAAGCACCGGAUACGAAGUGGCAGCACGACAUGUUCACCGAUAAUGCGGCCGCUUACCCCACGCCGGUGGCUCGAGUGUCUGGGUUAGAGACUGGUACAAAACUCCUCAUCUCAAAUUUGGAUUAUGGGGUUUCUGAUGAAGACGUUAAGGAGCUCUUUGCGGAGGUUGGUGAUAUAAAGCGAUAUUCUAUUCACUAUGAUAGGAGUGGAAGAUCAAAGGGAACAGCAGAAGUAGUCUUUUCACGUCGAAUAGAUGCUGAGGCAGCUGUCAAGAGAUACAAUAAUGUUCAACUAGAUGGGAAGCCUAUGCAAAUCGAGAUUGUGGGAAGAAAUAUUGCUGCUUCUGCUACUGUGCCUCCUGCUACAAAUGUCUUCUAUGGAAAUCAAACUGGUGCACCAAGAAGCAACCGAGGAAGAGUUGGUGCCAUGGGACAAUUUCGUGGUGGUAGCCGCGGUGGUAGUACUCGUGGACGAGGUAGGGGUCACGGUGAGAAGGUAUCUAUAGAAGAUCUGGAUGCUGAACUGGAUAAGUACCACACAGAAGCAACGCAAACAAAUUGAAGGCAUAGCCCAAUUCUUCCUCAUGUGGAUUAUUUGGCUAUCUGCUACACGACUUGCGUGCUCAACCCAUAAAUGGAUGUACUUCAACCAACAUACUAUUUAUUCUGGAGAAAGAAAUACACCAAAUGACUGCUUGGAUUUUAUUAUAAAACUGGUUUCUUUUGUUGUCUCUUAUUUUAGAAUGGUACCCGGGUUAAUGUAAAACUGUUCUCUUUACUGUAGGGAACCCUUGUCUGUUUAUUUCCCCUCCUUUGUACCAAGUACCAAUCUUCUUACCGAUUUAUAUAAUCUCAGAAAUGGAAUUGAACUGA
Molecule: messenger RNA, 1178 nt
Organism: Cornus florida
Lineage: Eukaryota; Viridiplantae; Streptophyta; Magnoliopsida; Cornales; Cornaceae
Product: THO complex subunit 4A-like
Exons: 5
Coding region: 145-867 (240 amino acids)
Biological process (GO): mRNA export from nucleus
Cellular component (GO): nucleus
Molecular function (GO): mRNA binding
Source: RefSeq, a predicted model, not a curated record